Eublepharis macularius is the source of this 5152-nucleotide messenger RNA. Its product is annotated as disintegrin and metalloproteinase domain-containing protein 9-like. The record is from RefSeq and is a predicted model, not a curated record. Gene Ontology annotation, cellular component: plasma membrane. The transcript has 23 exons. The coding region runs from base 241 to 2664 and encodes 807 amino acids. Lineage: Eukaryota; Metazoa; Chordata; Lepidosauria; Squamata; Eublepharidae. Gene Ontology annotation, molecular function: metalloendopeptidase activity. Gene Ontology annotation, biological process: proteolysis.
UGCUUGCAGACCGGAUUUCCUGGUGCUUUUAACCCUAGAGUUGUAAUAAUAGUUGUUGUUUGUAGGGGUCGCUGAAUAAACCCGGAACUUUAUAGUUAUAGUGACUUGGCAGCGUUGUGUCUCCGCACCCCAGUAGAAGCAAAGACAGAAGUUUAUGCUGUUUUGAAUUCAGCCAUUAAAUGAAAUCCCUGUGGAAUUCCAACCCGAACAUCUUCACAAGUGAAGUGGGAGAAAUAGACCAUGCUAGAAAGUUGUCUUCAUUUAUUCAUUUUAGGCCUAACAACCUGCAUUGCAAAACAAGUGCUAACAGUGGGUGGAAGUGCUCACCAGAUCCCUAGAUAUUCUACCUAUGAGAUUGUCACUCCUCAAAGACUAUUGGAGAAGGAGAAGCGCUGGGCACAUCUUCAUGAGGAACAUUUAGGUAAUGAAUUAUCUUACUUGAUUCAAACUGGAAAUGGAACACACAUCUUGAAAUUAAAGAAAAAUAAACAUCUUAUUGGUGAAAAUUUCAUAAUAUUUACUUACAGCAAUGAUGGGAAAUUGGAGACAACGCCCUUUGAAGCCAAGACUCACUGUUAUUACCAUGGAGUUCUCGAGGGAGUUGCGGACUCUCUGCUUGCUUUCAGUACCUGUGAUGGACUUAGGGGAAUCCUCCAUAUUGGUGGCAAACGGUAUGGUAUGGAGCCAAUUGAUGGAUCAGAUCAAUUUGAACACAUUUUAUAUCGAGCGGAAAAUUUUUCUCAAGAUUCUUUUCUGUGUGGUGUGCAAAAUAAUCACCUGUAUCAUCCUCAGCAGAACAUAGAGGCUUUUCUGAAAUACACAAAUAUAUCAUAUGGUCAUUCUAACAGGGAUACAGUUCUACGGAGGAGACGUGCUGUGCUGCCACAAAAAAGCUAUGUCGAACUAUAUAUGGUUGUGGAUAACAAGAAGUAUUUGCAGCUACGUGAUGAGGCAGCUGUAACCAAGGAAACAGUUGAACUGGUUAAUUACGUUGAUGCGAUGUUCAAUUCUUUAAACAUACAAAUUGUCCUUGUUGGACUGGAGAUAUGGACUAAAGAAAACUUCAUAGAUGUGGAUAUGAGUUCAGCUGGAGACGUACUGAGUGCAUUUGUGGCAUGGAGACAGAAAGCUCUUGUAAAGCAACCAAGAAAUGAUAUUAGCCAUCUUAUCAUAGGGAGAGAGCCAUUUGGUAUGACAGUUGGAAUGGCUUUUGUUGGGACAGUUUGUAACCGGGAUUUUGGAGGGUCAAUCAGCACUUUUAAACAUCAGGAUGUGAUUGGUCAUGCUUCAAUAGUUGCACAUGAACUGGGACAUAAUCUGGGUAUGAAUCAUGAUGAUAAAGGAUGCCCGGGUUCCUACAUUAUGCACAGUACAGCUAUGGGGUCCAAGAACUUCAGCAGCUGCAGUUCCAAUGAUUUUGAAAACCUUAUCUUGAAAGGUGGUGGAAGCUGUCUUAGAAACCCUCCCAAACCAAGUGAUAUCUUCACAGAACCUGUUUGUGGCAAUCAAAUAGUAGAUAAGGAUGAAGAAUGUGAUUGUGGCACACCAGAAGAGUGUUCCAGCCCUUGCUGUGAUGCUGCCACCUGCAAACUAAAGUCUGGGUCAGAAUGUGCAGAAGGUUUAUGUUGUGACAAUUGUAAGUUCAAAGUAGCAGGAGUACAAUGUAGGCCAAAAAUGAACGGCUGUGAUCUCCCUGAAUAUUGCAAUGGAUCUUAUGCCUACUGCCCAGAAGACGUGUAUAUCAUGAAUGGCAAUCCUUGUAACAAUAUGCAAGAGUACUGUUAUAAUGGAAUUUGUCAGAAUUACGAUUCUCAGUGUGAAUCCCUUUUUGGAAAAGGCACAAAAAAAGGACCAGAUAUUUGUUUUGAAACUGCCAAUAGUAAAGGAGACAGAUUUGGCAACUGCGGAAUGACAGGAACAAAUUUUGUUAAAUGUACCCAGGCUAAUAGUUUGUGUGGGAAGCUUCACUGUACAUCUUUCAGUCCUAAUAAUCUUCCUCCCGAAGCUUACAUCCAGAACCAACAGGGUGUUUUAUGUAUGACUACUGAUUUUGACUUAGGAUCAGAUGUUCCUGAUCCAUCCAUGGUUCAGAAGGGCACAGCUUGUAAAGAAGGGAAGGCCUGUGUUGAUUUCAAGUGUGUGAAUUCAAGCUUGCUUGGUUAUAACUGUGAUGUAAAGAACAAAUGUAAUGGUCGUGCGGUGUGUAACAACAAAGGCAAUUGCCAUUGUGAUCCUGGAUGGGCACCUCCCUUUUGUGACAAAUCUGGAUAUGGUGGCAGCAUAGACAGUGGUCCGACUCACAUAGAUACAUCACUUCGAGACGGUCUACUAGUAUUUUUCCUGCUUGUGUUGCCUGUGCUAAUUGUAGCAGUGAUUGCAAUUGUUAAGAGGCAUGCAAUUGAAAGAAGGCUUUGCAGAGAAUGUAGAAGACGCCGCAGGGCUAAAAAUGCACAGCAGGCAAGGCAGAAUAAUACGCUAAGUGGGCCAAACCAACCUAAUGCAGUGAACAACAGGAGGCUUGCUACAUCAAAUUCUGGAGUCUUUACAAUAUCUCACUUUCCUACACCAAGGCCACCAGUACAACAACUACCCGGUCCACCUCCACCAAGACCUCCUUUGCGACCCCCAAUCCCACCAAGGCCUGUGUAUGAAAAACCAUCCUGAAAGAGUCUCAUCCGUUUAGACAGACACCUUGGGUAUAAGGAAAAAAAUGUGCCAAUGCUAAAUCAAUGACAUGAUUUUUCAAGUAUUGUUUUUACCAAUGUACAAGUGAAGACCUCAUUUUAACUAUCGAUAUUUUAAUUAACGAAUCAGGAUGAAUAUGAUUUUGUUUUAUUUUUUGAAAGAUCAGUGGAUUGGCUCUAGCAAGAUAAAGUUGCUUUGAUUAGAAGAAUAAAGGAGAAUGCUUAGGUUAGCAUUGUCCUCACAACACAAGCAAAUACAGCCUUUGCCUCUCACACACUAAAUUUCUAUGAAGAAGUGUUGCUUUUAAGUUGAGCUGCUCUAGACAUACAAAAAAGUAUUUUGUGAAGAAAUAUAAUGAAGACAGGGGUGAACCACUUAGAAAAUUAUAUACAUAAGGGGACAAGCACUUUUUCCAGAUGCUCUUGAAUGAGUUUAAUGCUCUUUCUUACUUACGCAUCCCAGUUUAUCAGCUGUGGUCAAGAGCAUGGAAACAGGCAUCUCUGCAUAAAUUACAGUUCUGGGUUGGGUGCAUGCACACAAAAAGGUGCUGAAUAGGUAGGGGACACCUCUAUCCAGUAUAUCUUCAAAUAUUAAAGAACAAAUGUUUUUAUAACCAUGUUAGCGAGAUAUUUCUAGAGGUAUUUUCUAGGCGAAACAUACAACAAAGAUGCAUUGUUAUACUGGAAUGAGUAUGGCAUUGAUAAAUGUAAAUGGAAGACUUAGUGCAACCCUAAGAAGAGUUACACUUUUCUAAGCCCAUUGAUUUAACUGGAUUAACAGGGUUUGACUUUGUUUAGAAUUGCUCUGCUAGUGUCUUCCAUUCCUAUAGUUUAAACAUUUGAAAACUAUGCAUCAUUCAUUACUUCAAAUAUAUAGUAUAGAUUUUGGUGACAGUAUUGUACUAUCAAGAGGCAGUAAAAAUCAAACCUAGUAAGUCUUCCAUACUACCUUUAUUUUGCAAAUGAAGAAUAUAAAGUUUGAUUGCUGUGAAUUUUAUACCUCAAUCAGUAGACCAUUUGCCAGAGUAUUUAUUUUACUUGCUGCUAUCUCUUAAUGAAAUCUGGUAAUAUGCAACAGUGCAUGCUGAUAUUUAGCCUAUUAAUAAUUCUGUACUGAAGAGAAUUAAGACCGGCCAUGAAGGAUCUAAGAUUAAUUUAGCCCCACAAUUGCCACAUUUCAGGUAGAGAUCAAUUAGUAAUUUUUCUGUGGAUUAAUUUCAUUUAGGAUUGCUAACCUUGGCUUGGAAAAUUCCUGGGGAUGUUUGGGUGAUGCCUGAGGAGGGACUUCAGCUUUUUCUAGGACUCUAUUGUAUAUCAUUGAGUCCACUCUUCAAAGCUCCCAUUUCAUCCAGGGGAACUGAUCUCUAAUCUGGAAAUCAGAUCAGUUGAAAUUCUGGGAGAACUCCAGACCCAUCUGGAGGUUAGUAACCCCAAUGAUAGGAAACAAACAAAACAUGGUUUUGUGGGGCAAAAAUGGUUUGUUUCCUUACCCAUUAUAUAUCUGCUUUAAACCAAUCCCCACGUCUGCUAAUUAUGCAUAAUAUCUGCUUGGGUAAAUGUAUGAUGUGAAAGAUGUAAUUUUGGGAAAUCUCCAAAUAUUUUGCUCAAGUAUUAUAUGUUCCUAUAUAGAUUGUUCUAGAAUAUACACAUUAUGCAUAAUCAAUUAAAUCUCUAUGCUCCGUCAGCACAAUUUAUGACCCACUCCAGCCAAACACAACCCGCAAGCCUGUCACAUUCCUGUGCUUGCAGAUAAGCAGCAAAUUCCCGAGGUCUCAGCCCCUCGUAGGCUAUCACAUCUGGCUCGUUUGGCUUGAUGAGUUGCAAGUUGUGCAGACCUGCUUUAACUUUGUAUCCUCUCCAAAGAUUGCUUUUAAGACAACUUUAAAGCCUUUCAAAUGUCAAACCUUGUGACAUACCAUGAGGAGAGCCAGAAAUAAGAAUAUACUGUUGCACUGAAUUCAAAUGUCUUUAAAAAUACAUGAACAACUGAUAUAAUUUAAGAUAAUCUAUAUUGAUAUUUAUCUAAUUUCCUGAGACAUAAUGAAUGUUUAGAGAAUUUAAAACUCUUAACAGAAAUUGUCUAACAAUAUUUUAAUGGUAGAUUUUUUAAAUAUGUAGUCUUUUUGCAGUUUUGCACAGAGCAUUAUAUAAUAUCGCUAGUCAAAGCCUACACAUUUUCUAUCUCAAAUGGUCAAACUGCGUGAACUAUUUUGUAAUAAAUUUCUUGUGAUUUAAACUGCAUGCAUUUUUAUUAUGACCCACCAAUAUUUCAUCAAGGACGUUUCUUGAAUAUCAACAGCAGGAAUAUAUUUUGUAAAACUUUUCAGUACCACUGCUCCCCCAAUAGUACAUGAAGUUUUCAUAGGAAAUAAUUUACCAAAAAAAGAGAGGUUCAAUAAGACACACAUUUAAUCUAGUGACUAUCUGUAAACCCUUCGUCUCAUUAGAAUUCUUACCACUUCAAAACU